ACAUUUUUCAAAUAUGUCUACGAAUUUAAACAAUAUGUAUCUUUGCAAUUUUGAUACGCGUCAUGUAAAUUUUGAUAAUGAAACAUUAAAAAAGUUGUGGACUGGAAAAUGGCAUAUAGAAGAUACUGAACUUUGUAAACAAUUAUUUUCGUGUAAACUAAAUAACGAUGCCUUAUUAGAAAUAUUACAAAAACAUUCCAAGGACAAUGAUUUUACAGAAAAAAUAUUGGACAUAGCGAUCAGUGCAUUUCUUACUUACUGUAAUAUUAACUGGAGUACUGUUUCUGAAAAUAUAAAACUGGAAGAAUAUUUUGGAACAGAGUGGCCUAAAGAUGUUGAUGUUUAUUCAACACUUCAGCGUGACUCAGAACCAUUGUGUUCAAAUAUAUCGCAUCCAGAAUUGUUAUAUUUUUCAUCACAAAUAUUCAACACCCUCUAUUCAAUGGAUCAAGACCUAGUAUACCUUUGGUGGAUGUUCCGCAGUAAAGUAAUGCAUCAAAGAGCUCUUGAAGAAACCAGUGCUAGUCUAUUCAAUGAUUUAGAAAUUAUUAUGGCAAAGUUAUACAACGAAUCACAAAAAAUAGAUAUUGAUCGGUUGAAAGUAUUGCUGUUCAUAGAAAUAGCACAGGCAUAUCUUAUUUAUGGUAGAGUACAAAAGGUUGAAGAAUAUUUAAUCAAAGCUAAAGAGCUUGCGGGAUUAAAAUUAGAAUUAACAGGUGUCCUGGGAAAACGUACCAAAUAUCAGCAGAAUUUAUUGCCCCAGUUAGCGCUAACAAGUGAAUUAGAUACAAAUAAAGAGCGGGAUUCAGCAGAACUGAGCCACGGUGAUACAGAACUUCCACCUGAUAUUGAAUUACAGGAUGAUUUGAGAUUGAAUAAGAUACAGUUUGUUGAAAAGGUCAAUCAAAGUGAAUUACCGAGCUUAGAGCAGACUUUAUGUUUACUUACUGUCCAGUACAUACAGAAGUCACAACCUAAAGAUGACUUAAUGAUAGAGGAGCUGCAGCCGUAUAUAGAAGCAGUACUCACACAGCAGAAAGGUCCGUGGUCCACUCAUGUAGCUGCAUUGCUUAUAAGAUGUAAACUGGAAGCCAAUCACAAGCGCACAAUAGAGCGAGCCAUGAUGCAAUGUGAGACUAUAGUCAAUGAUAAAACUGAAGUAGCGGCUACAACUAGAAUGUCAUAUUUGUGGGCGAGCGGUGUGUCGUGUGCGUGGACUUGGCGUCAACAGUUAGGCGAGUUGUACCUAAGCGCAGGGCUGGUGAAGGCGGCGUUGGAGCAGUUCCAGCUGCUGCAGCUCUGGGAGGAUGUCGUCGUCUGCUACACCAUGCUGCAGCUGCGGCACAAAGCCGCAGAAGUAAUCCAGCAACAAAUUAACAUAAAACCAACUGUUAAACUGUAUUGUCUAUUAGGUGACGCGACUGAUGAUGUAUCUUGUUAUGAAAAGGCUUGGGAGUUUUCUAAUUAUAAAAGCAGUCGCGCGCAAAGACAUUGGGGUAAUUACCUUUUUAGUCACAAGAAAUAUGAAGAGUGUAUCCCGCAUUAUGAAAAGUCAGUCGAAAUCAACUCUAUACAGGAGAGUGUUUGGGCGAGAUUAGGUUACGCCGCUCUUUUGACUGAGAAGUGGGAGCUCUCAGCCAAAGCUUAUCGUCGCUACACAUACUUACAUCCCAACACAUUCGAGGCGUGGAACAAUCUGGCCAAGGUUUAUGUCAAACAAGGGGACAAGCAGAGAGCGUACAGAGCUCUUAUGGAAUCUCUGCGCUUUAACUACGACAACUGGAAGGUGUGGGAGAACAUAGUGUUGGUGAGUAUGGACACGGGGCACGUGGAGGAUGUGGUGCGCGGUGUACAUCGCCUGCUGGACCUGCGCGACAAAUACGACGACCUCGAAGUGCUGACGCUGCUCGUGCGCGCCAUUGUUGACCGACAGGAGGGGCUGGGGGACGCGGAUAGUGCUGCUAGAUUACGAAAACGCACACUCGAACUAUUUGGAAGAAUAACUUCUAUACAUCAGAACAAACCAGAAAUAUGGCAGUUGUAUUCCGAUUUAAGCACAACUUACUUGCUUAAAGCCCAAAGACUUCAAAAAGCUUACAAAGGUUACACACAAAGCGGUAGUUGGCCAAACAACCCGGAUACUUGUAUGAAAGUAAUGGAGUUAACACAACUUCUUUUAGAACACAGUUUAAAGGCGAGACAAGACGCAGUAGACAAUGAAAAACAACAAGCGGACCAGCAACUAUCAUCUGCUCGCCUGACCGGACAGGCAGUCAUACGUGCGGUGGAGAGACAGGACUGGCCUGAAACUAAAACACUAUUAGAAGAAUUAAAAAAUCUUUUUAAUACUGUAACAGAUUAUAUGAAAUCGAUAAUGUAAAUAAA
Messenger RNA from Papilio machaon (common yellow swallowtail), 2385 nucleotides. RefSeq names its product tetratricopeptide repeat protein 27. NCBI's taxonomy places the organism in Eukaryota, Metazoa, Arthropoda, Insecta, Lepidoptera, Papilionidae. Bases 14 to 2380 code for a protein of 788 amino acids. The transcript has 12 exons. The record is from RefSeq and is a predicted model, not a curated record. Gene Ontology annotation, molecular function: protein binding.